AUUUAAACUGUACAGCAAAAUAGAUGUAAAAUAAUGAAAUCAUUUUUCAUUGUUGUUAUUUUAGUGCCUUUGGUACUUUCGUACACAUUUCCUGAAAAUUUCAAAAGAUGCCACAGGAAUGAGAUUGAUCUGGAUAAUUGUUUAAAAACAACCAUUCAAAACGCACUGCAACUAAUUGGGAUGACAGGGAUUCCAUCGCUUAACUUACCUCCUAUAGAUCCAUUAAAAGCUGCUAAAUUGGAAGUAAAAGCUGAUACAAGUACUUUGCAUGUCGUACAGAAAUAUUUUGAUAUGAACAUUUUUGGAUUCUCAAAUUCCACAGUAGAAAAUGCUCAUUUUGACACAGACAAAAAUAUUUUAACAUUUACCAUAUAUGUGCCGAAAAUAUAUCAAAAGGCUAAGUAUGACAUAAACGGCAAAAUAAUGGAUUUCUCCAUUUUUGGAAAUGGUGAUUCAAUUUUGACGCUAUUUAAUUCAACAUUAACACAUACUAUCAAAUUCCAGGAGGAUACCAAGGACAAUAAAUCUUAUUUCAUUAUAACAUCUUAUAAUCUUUCAGUAAUUACUAGCAAAAUCCAUUUUUACUAUGACAACUUAUUUAAUAGUGACAAGCAGUUAUCGGAAAAAAUUCAUAAAAUUUUAAACGAGAACUGGAAAGGGGCAUUUGGUGACGUUAAAGAAGGAGUGCAAACUGCAUACGCACAUAUUUUCAAGAACGUAGCCAUUGGACUGUUUAAUAGAGUUCCAGUUGAGGAAAUAUUUUUAAAUUAAGGAUAAGUUAUAGUGUUAAUAUGGGACUAUAACAAUAUACAACUGUA
Anoplophora glabripennis (Asian longhorned beetle) is the source of this 818-nucleotide messenger RNA. RefSeq names its product protein takeout-like. Lineage: Eukaryota; Metazoa; Arthropoda; Insecta; Coleoptera; Cerambycidae. The record is from RefSeq and is a predicted model, not a curated record. The transcript is spliced from 5 exons. The coding region runs from base 34 to 771 and encodes 245 amino acids.